Molecule: messenger RNA, 4537 nt
Organism: Trichosurus vulpecula (common brushtail)
Lineage: Eukaryota; Metazoa; Chordata; Mammalia; Diprotodontia; Phalangeridae
Gene: SSC5D
Product: scavenger receptor cysteine rich family member with 5 domains
Exons: 12
Coding region: 42-4463 (1473 amino acids)
Cellular component (GO): membrane
Source: RefSeq, a predicted model, not a curated record
CAGCCCCCCCAGCCUGGGUCCUAGGGGCUCGCUCUGCAGAGAUGAGGGUCCUGGCCUGCCUCCUUGCUGUUCUGAUGGGGAUUCAGGCUGUGGAGCGACUUCGUCUGGCUGGGGGCCCCCACGGCUGUGCUGGGCGGCUGGAGGUGCGGCACGGGGGGCGCUGGGGAACGGUGUGUGACGACGGCUGGGACCUGCGGGAUGCUGCGGUGGCCUGCAGGGAGCUGGGCUGUGGAGGAGCCCUGGCCGCCCCUGCAGGGGCUUUCUUUGGAGAGGGGAUUGGGCCAGUCUGGCUGAGUGAGCUGGCUUGUCGUGGGUCUGAGAGUCGGCUGGGCCUCUGUCGCCACCGGGGCUGGAAGGCCCACAUCUGCUCCCAUGAGGAGGAUGCUGGCCUCGUCUGUGUAGGUCAGCGGGCAACCAACUCGAGACCAGAUUCAACAGAGCCCCUGGACCGGGAGCUGUGGUCUGAGGGCUCCCCAACAUCCCCAGAGCGUCUGCGCCUGGCAGGGGGGCCCCACGGCUGUGCUGGGCGGCUGGAGGUGUGGCAUGGGGGCCGCUGGGGGACGGUGUGUGAUGACGGCUGGGACCUGCGGGAUGCUGCGGUGGCUUGCAGGGAGCUGGGCUGUGGGGGAGCCCUGGCCGCCCCUGGGGGGGCCCGCUUUGGGGAGGGGUCGGGCCCCGUUUGGAUGGACGAUGUGGGCUGCGGAGGUGGGGAGCAGGCCCUCCAGGACUGUCCUCGGAGCCCCUGGGGACGAAGCAACUGUGACCACACAGAGGAUGCUGGACUAGUCUGUGAAGGCCCAGCUCCCCACUUGCGCCUGGCUGGGGGUCCCAAUGGCUGUGCUGGGCGGCUGGAGGUGUGGCAUGGAGGCCGCUGGGGGACAGUGUGUGAUGAUGGCUGGGACCUGCGGGAUGCUGCUGUGGCCUGUAGAGAACUGGGCUGUGGUGGUGCCCUUGCUGCCCCUGGAGGGGCCUUCUUUGGGGAGGGGGCUGGGCCCAUCCUGCUGGAUGACCUUCGGUGCAAGGGGAAUGAGACAUCCCUGGGGUUUUGCCCAGCCCGCCCCUGGGGCCAGCAUGAUUGUCACCACCGAGAGGACGCAGGGGCUGUGUGUGAUGGUCUGCCUCUGGGCUUGCCCACCCCAGGCAGCAGCGAUGGGGCCCCAGAGACUCAGACCCCCACUAGCAGACUCUCUCCUGCCUCUCCCACCACCCUGCCGGAACGAGGCCCUGAGGAGGGUACCCCCCGCCUUCGCCUGGUGUCUGGGCCAGGCCAGUGUGCUGGGAGGCUAGAGGUGUGGUAUGGUGGUCGCUGGGGCACUGUGUGUGAUGAUGGCUGGGAUGUGCGAGAUGCCAUGGUGGCCUGCCGAGAGCUGGGCUGUGGUGUUCCCCGGGAGCCAGGCCCUGCCCCUGGCCGCUUUGGCUGGGGGGAAGGCCCCAUCUGGCUGGAUGACGUGGCCUGCAGUGGGAUUGAGGUCCGGCUGGCCAACUGCCCUGCGGCCCCCUGGGGGAAACACAACUGUGCCCAUAAUGAGGAUGUGGGGGUCACUUGCACAGGGAAUCUUGGACCUGACUCAGUCCCAGACCCCUUCAGCUGGAGCUGGGCCCCAGAGCCACGUGGGGAUGGACAGAACUGGCCCGUCAGGAGGUGGACCACUGAGAAUCCGGGGGACAUGGCCACUCAGCUGACCACUAGCAGCCCUGGAACAACAGUGCCCAAGCCACCAGGGAGGACUCCACACAGCUCCAAAAAGUGGGCUACAAAGAAACCACGGAAACCAACUGUGCGACCCCCUGGACAAUCAACCACUAAGGUCCCAAGGAGGCAGACAACUCGGGUUCUACCAGGCCAGGCCACUCCUCAACUGACCACACAGGCUCCCCGAGGCCAGAGCCCCCAGGUCUUCCCAAAACUGACCACACGGGCUCCCCGAGGCCAGAGCCCCCAGGCCUCCCCCAAGCUGACCACACAGGCUACCCGAGGCCAGACCUCUCAGGCCUUCCCCAAACUGACCACGCAGGCUCACCGAGGGCAGACCCUCCAGGACUCACUACUGCUGCCCAAUCCGACCUCACUACCCACCAUGCCAGUGACAUCUUCGGCCAGCCCCCCACUGGCCACUCAGCCCUCACAAAGACAACCUUCUCAGGUCACACCACAGCUAAGCACUCAAGUCCCCAAGGAAACAACCCUAAGAGAUCGAGAUGAAGGUUCCCCUGAAACCUCCCUAGACCCAGGCUCUUCCACACCUGGGACUGAGAGCAGGUGGGAGGCCUUCAAGACUUUACCCACAAGCACUCCCAAAAACUUGUCCUCUCCCCAGACCUGGCCAGGCUCUGGAGAGUCAGGUCUCUUUAGGCUGCGUCUCUCAGAUGGACCCGAUCGGUGUGCUGGGCGGUUGGAGGUAUGGCAUGGUGACGUCUGGGGAACAGUGUGUGAUGAUGGCUGGGAUCCCCGAGAUGCGGCUGUCGCUUGCCGGGAGCUGGGCUGUGGUGGGAUCCGGCCCCGUGUGGGCAAAACCUACUACGGAUCUGGGACCGGCCCGAUCUGGCUAGAUGACGUGGGCUGUGUGGGCAUUGAGGCCUCACUAGGGGACUGUCCAGCCUCACCCUGGGGGGUCCACAACUGUGAGCAUCAGGAAGAUGUGGGGCUCACCUGUACAGGAGACAUGGAGGACGACAGUGAUCUCCCCUGGUCCUGGGACACCAGUUCUCGAAGGGACAUGGCCCAGGGGAGCUUCACGACAGCUGCUCCUGGCCAUGACCUUGCCUUUCAGACCCCCUGGGACCACAGAGAUCCAGAUUUUCAAGAUUGGUCUCGGCCCCUCCAGCAUACUGCGGCUCCCGAGGAGACCCCCAAUCCAGAUCUCCAGCUGACUGCUGACACCAGCCCACAGCUGACCUCUGACCCCAGCCCACAGCUGACCUCUGACCCCAGCCCACAGCUGACCACUGAAUCUAACCCACAGUUGACCUCUGAUCUCAGACUAUCUCUGACCACUGACCCCAGUCCACAGCUGACCCCUAGCUCAGACAAACAGCUAACUCCUGACCCCAGUCCACAGCUAACCACUGACCCUGGCCAACUACUGACCCUUGACCCCAACCCCCUGCUGAUCUCUGAUAUCAGCCAAAAACUGACUUCAGAUGUCGUCCUAGACCUGACCUCGGACCCCAGACCACAACUGACCCCAGAUUCUACACCUCAGCUGACCUCUGACUUCUCCCCAAUGUCAGUGGCAACCUUCAACACUGACCUACAAUUUGUUGAUCCUGGCCCACAGCCGAGCCCUGACUCUGCCCCAGAGCUCACCUCUGACUUUACCCCUAAAGGAGAGCUCACCCCUUCAUCCACUCCACCGCCAAUACCUGAUGUUGCCCCGCAGUUGACAUCUGAUACCAACCAACAACUGACCAUUGAGUCUUUCUCACAGUUGACCUCUGACCCUAGCCCACAGCUGACCCCCAACUCUGCUGAACCACAAUUCACUCCUGAUUCUAUCUCCCACCUGACCUCUGACCUGUCCCUGCAGAUGACUUCUGACCCCACCUUCACACCAGUACUGACCACUGAGCCCUCUGUAGACUCACAGCUGACCUCCACCUCUAGUCCUACCCAAACAAAACAGCUGAUGUCUGACCCUUCUCCAAGCCCAAAGGUGACCACUGCCUACCCCAGUGUUCAUGGGCUGACCCCUGACUUGUCCUCUUCUAUACCUCUGGUCCCAGAGCUCAGUCCCACCUCCCAGCAAGCCAGAGUGCCUCCUGCCAGCCCAGGGCUGCCCUCAGAGUACACACCAUCUCUGCCACCUGAGCCUGCUAGCAGCUCACAGACCCCCACAGCCCUCGGGGUGAGUCCAGCUGGGACCUCCACAGCAGCUCCUAGCACUGCCCCCAGCCCCAGCCCUGAGCCUUCGGAGGCUCCAUCCAUGAGUCCCACACCAACCAGGACCCCAGAUUCUGUCUCGAGGCAAAGGUUUGCUCAAAAUUCAAGCAUCACUGUAGCCUCAGAGUCCACCAUUAACCCUGCCCCAACUCCAGACCAGGGUCCGCAGCACACCACCCCCAAGCAUCCUCCAACAGCUGGCUCUGGGAGGGUCUUGGAUGGUCCUUCGGUGCCCCCACAGUCCCCUGGUCCCAGUGACAUGGAGACUGGUCAGUGCGUGCUGGCCACUCCCCCCUCCCCCACCAUCCUCCGAGUCAUGGCCUGUGAGCCCCCGGCCCUGAGGGAGUUGGUUGGAGCAGUGAAAGAUGUGAGUAAACAGCUGCGAAGCCUGACCCAGGCAGUCCAGCAGAACCAAGAUGAGAGAAGGGCAGCCGGGCUGGAGCUGGGGCAGCUGGUGGAGGCCAUCAGGGGCUUGGGUGAUCUGGGUCAGGCCCUGAGAGGGCUAGUGGAGGCAUCAAGGCCCCCCAUGGCCCCCGGGCUCCAAGAGGAGGAGGAGGAGAGACCACGGAGAGGAGACGUGUGAGCUCCCCAAAGACUGACAAAGGACAGAAAUGCCCUCCUCCCCCUAAGUGAACAAAGACCACGCGAUUCCCAGGG